Molecule: messenger RNA, 2444 nt
Organism: Cololabis saira (Pacific saury)
Lineage: Eukaryota; Metazoa; Chordata; Actinopteri; Beloniformes; Belonidae
Gene: rac3b
Product: Rac family small GTPase 3b
Exons: 6
Coding region: 182-760 (192 amino acids)
Biological process (GO): motor neuron axon guidance; actin filament organization; regulation of actin cytoskeleton organization
Cellular component (GO): cytoplasmic vesicle; cell projection; cell cortex
Molecular function (GO): protein kinase binding; GTPase activity; GTP binding
Source: RefSeq, a predicted model, not a curated record
UGCGCGUCCCCGCGACUCCUUCACUGCGGCUCCAUCGCCGAGCGGAACCGAGCCGCUGCAGCCGAACCCGGACCAGGACCAGGACCAGGACCAGGAGCCGGUACUGAACCCAGACCCGGACCAGGACCAGGACCAGGAAACCAGAACCAGGAACCAGAACCAGGACCAGGAUCCUGCAGAGAUGCAAGCCAUCAAAUGUGUGGUGGUGGGCGACGGGGCGGUGGGGAAGACGUGUCUGCUGAUCAGCUACACCACCAAUGCCUUCCCCGGGGAGUACAUCCCCACCGUCUUCGACAACUACUCGGCCAACGUGAUGGUGGACGGGAAGCCGGUGAACCUGGGACUCUGGGACACGGCGGGACAGGAGGAUUACGACCGUCUGAGACCGCUGUCGUACCCGCAGACGGAUGUGUUCUUGAUAUGCUUCUCCCUGGUCAGUCCGGCCUCCUUUGAGAACGUCCGAGCUAAGUGGUACCCCGAGGUUCGGCAUCACUGCCCCAACACGCCGAUCAUCCUGGUGGGAACCAAGCUGGACCUGAGAGACGACAAGGACACGAUCGAGAGGCUGAGAGACAAGAAGCUGUCGCCCAUCACCUACCCCCAGGGCCUGGCCAUGGCCCGGGAGAUCGGCGCGGUGAAGUACCUGGAGUGCUCGGCGCUGACCCAGCGGGGCCUGAAGACGGUGUUUGACGAGGCGAUCCGGGCCGUGCUCUGCCCUCCGCCGGUGAAGAAACGAGGGAAACGCUGCACCAUGUUCUGAGGAGACGCUAGCUAACACCGCUACAACACCGCGCCACCGAGGGGGUCGGAACUAGUGAGAGCGAGUGUGCAAUUUUCAGAUCGCUUUCUUUAUAUUGAUGUUUUUUCAACAACCGUAUUGGUAACAACGCCAAUGUCCAAUUAGAUUUUUUUAACCAUUACUGAGUAACGUCAUAGAUUCUCUCUGAAAAAACUGGCUGUCUGACUGUCCGACUAAUUUCUACUCAAAGAACUGAUGAUGAUUAUGAUGAUGAUGAUGAUGCAGCAUGUCUCCUCUCUCAGCCACGCUUGAAUUAAACAACGAUUGGCUGAACGUUAACUGUGAAUGAAGCGGGUCUAAAGUUCCUCUUGCCUCUAAUCUUAAGAUCAACGCGUUAUAAAAGCGACGUACCGCUGCUGAAACGGUGCCAUACUGUAGUUUCAGUCAAAACUGUCGGAACAGGUAGCAGGUCUAGCAGGUUUAUCAUCAGAUCAGGAUUUACACUUAAGUCAACCGAAAUCCAGACUAGUUCAGCCAGCGUUGGGGGGCAGAUUCAAACCAAAACCCCCUGGUGCCCCUGGUACCCUUGGUAAUGCCCUUGGUGUUGCCCUUGGUAAUGCCCUUGUGCUGCCCUUGGUGUUGCCCUUGGUGCUACCCUUGGUGAUGCCCUUGGUAAUGCCCUUGGUGUUGCCCUUGGUGAUGCCCUUGGUGAUGCCCUUGGCGUUGCCCUUGGUGAUGCCCUUGGUGAUGCCCUUGGUGUUUCCCUUAGUGCUACCCUGGGUGUUGCCCUUGGUGAUUCCCUUGGUAAUGGCAUUGGUUUUGCCCUUGGUGAUGCCCUUGGUAAUGCCCUUGGUAAUGCCCUUGGUGUUGCCCUUGGUGAUUCCCUUGGUGAUUCCCUUGGUGAUGCCCUUGGUAAUGCCCUUGGUAAUGCCCUUGGUGAUUCCCUUGGUAAUCCCCUUGCUGUUGCCCUUGGUGUUGCCCUUGGUGUUGCCCUUGGUGCUGCCCUUGGUAAUGCCAUUGGUUUUGCCCUUGGUGUUGCCCUUGGUGUCGCCCUUGGUGAUGCCCUUGGUAAUUCCCUUGGUAAUGCCCUUGGCGUUGCCCUUGGUGAUGCCCUUGGUGAUGCCCUUGGUGUUUCCCUUGGUGCUACCCUGGGUGUUGCCCUUGGUGAUUCCCUUGGUAAUGCCCUUGGUGUUGCCCUUAGUGAUUCCUUUGGUAAUGCCCUAGGUGUUGCCCUUGCCCUGGGUGAUUCCCUUGGCAAUGCCCUUGGUAAUGCCCUUGGUGAUUCCCUUGGUAAUGCUCUUGGUAAUGCCCUAGGUAAUGCUCUUGGUAAUGCCCUUGGUGAUUCCCUUGGUAAUGCCCUUGUACUGCCCUUGGUGUUGCCCUUGGUGCUACCCUUGGUGAUGCCCUUGGCAAUUCCCUUGGUAAUGCCCUUGACGUUGCCCUUGGUGAUGCCCUUGGUGAUGCCCUUGGCGUUGCCCUUGGUGAUGCCCUUGGUGAUGCCCUUGGUGUUUCCCUUAGUGCUACCCUGGGUGUUGCCCUUGGUGAUUCCCUUGGUAAUGGCAUUGGUUUUGCCCUUGGUGAUGCCCUUGGUAAUGCCCUUGUUAAUGCCCUUGGUGUUGCCCUUGGUGAUUCCCUUGGUGAUUCCCUUGGUGAUGCCCUUGGUAAUGCCCUUGGUAAUGCCCUUGGUAAUGCCCUUGGUGAUUCC